CGGGGCCAGCCGGGGGACCUGCUGCCGAAGGAGCAGCGGCCCUAGCCGGGGCCAUGGCGAAGCUACUGAGCUGCGUCCUAGGCCCCCGGCUCUACAAAAUCUACCGAGAAAGGGACUCAGAAAGGACUCCAUCGAGUGUCCCUGAAACUCCAACUUCAGUUACCACCUCAUCUUCCAACUCCUGGGAUUCAUACUAUCAGCCCCGUGCCCUGGAGAAACAUGCCGACAGCAUCCUGGCGCUGGCUUCAGUCUUCUGGUCCAUCUCUUAUUACUCCUCUCCCUUCGCCUUCUUCUACUUGUACAGGAAAGGUUACUUGAGUUUAUCCAAAGUGGUGCCGUUUUCUCACUAUGCUGGGACGUUGCUACUGCUGCUAGCAGGCGUAGCCUGCCUCCGAGGUAUUGGUCGCUGGACAAACCCCCAGUAUCGACAGUUCAUCACUAUCUUAGAAGCAACACAUAGAAACCAGUCUGCAGAAAACAAGAGACAGCUUGCCAACUACAACUUUGACUUUAGGAGCUGGCCCAUUGACUUCCACUGGGAGGAGCCCAGCAGCCGGAAGGAAUCUCGAGGGGGCCCUUCUCGCCGGGGUGUGGCCUUGCUUCGCCCAGAGCCCCUGCAUCGGGGGACAGCAGACACCCUCCUCAACCAGGUCAAGAAGCUGCCUUGUCAGAUCACCAGCUAUUUGGUGGCACACACCCUGGGGCGUCGGAUGCUAUACCCAGGCUCUGUGUACCUGCUUCAGAAGGCCCUCAUGCCUGUGCUCCUGCAGGGCCAAGCCCGGCUGGUGGAAGAGUAUAACGGGCGCCGGGCAAAGCUGCUGGCCUGUGAUGGCAGUGAGAUUGAUACCAUGUUUGUGGACCGACGGGGGACAGCUGAACCCCAGGGACAGAAGCUGGUGAUCUGCUGCGAGGGAAAUGCAGGGUUCUAUGAGGUGGGCUGUGUUUCCACACCCCUGGAAGCUGGAUAUUCAGUCCUGGGCUGGAAUCAUCCAGGCUUUGCUGGAAGCACGGGAGUCCCGUUCCCACAGAAUGAGGCCAAUGCCAUGGACGUGGUGGUCCAGUUCGCCAUUCACCGCCUGGGCUUCCAGCCCCAGGACAUUGUCAUCUAUGCUUGGUCCAUUGGUGGCUUUACAGCCACUUGGGCAGCCAUGUCCUACCCAGACAUCAGUGCUGUGAUCCUGGAUGCUUCCUUUGAUGACCUGGUGCCUUUGGCCUUGAAAGUCAUGCCAGACAGCUGGAGGGGUCUGGUGACCAGGACUGUGAGACAGCACCUCAAUCUAAACAAUGCAGAGCAGUUGUGCCGGUACCAGGGCCCUGUGCUACUGAUCCGGAGGACGAAGGAUGAGAUCAUCACUACCACGGUUCCUGAGGACAUCAUGUCCAACCGAGGCAAUGAUCUCCUACUAAAACUCCUGCAGCAUCGGUAUCCCCGAGUCAUGGCUGAGGAGGGCUUGCGAGUGGUGAAGCAGUGGCUGGAGGCUUCCUCACAGGUGGAAGAAGCCUCGAUUUACAGCCGAUGGGAAGUAGAGGAAGACUGGUGUCUAUCUGUCCUCCGCUCCUACCAGGCAGAACAUGGGCCUGACUUCCCCUGGAGCGUGGGAGAGGACAUGAGUGCAGAGGGACGGCGGCAGCUGGCUUUGUUUCUAGCUCGGAAGCAUCUGCACAACUUUGAGGCUACACACUGCACCCCACUCCCAGCCCAGAACUUCCAGAUGCCCUGGCACCUCUAGGAACCAUCCUGGGACUCAUUCUGGAGGAUUGGGUUGGGAGAGGGCUUGAAGAAGGACGCUCUUACUUGUGAUUCUCCAUUCACGUUGCUGUUUGUGAAAGUGGGAGACCAUCCCCCUUCUCACUGUUCUUGCACGUUUCUUCUCUUCCACCUGGCAGUACUCCCCCAACACCCACCCUGCAUUAAAUUAAUGGAUUAUUCCUAAUGAUUAAUAAAAUGGUAUUUUUUCUA
This is a messenger RNA of Elephantulus edwardii (Cape elephant shrew), 1960 nucleotides long. RefSeq names its product abhydrolase domain containing 16A (gene ABHD16A). The transcript is spliced from 20 exons. The record is from RefSeq and is a predicted model, not a curated record. NCBI's taxonomy places the organism in Eukaryota, Metazoa, Chordata, Mammalia, Macroscelidea, Macroscelididae. Bases 54 to 1730 code for a protein of 558 amino acids. Gene Ontology annotation, cellular component: endomembrane system. Gene Ontology annotation, biological process: monoacylglycerol catabolic process; phosphatidylserine catabolic process. Gene Ontology annotation, molecular function: glycerophospholipase activity; monoacylglycerol lipase activity.